AUGAUAUCGACGAGCUUUCUCCGAGCUACAGUCGCCUUUUUAGCAUCGACUCGCAUAGUUUCAGGCUCCACCAGCAGCGAGAAGGAGCAGUUCAAGCACGUGACAUGGAAUGAUGAAGAUUGGGUCAUCUCGACGCAUGCUCUGGACCAAGGCCACUACCAAUCCCGCUUGACCCUCGCAAACGGGUAUUUUGGAAUCAAUGUCGCAUCUGCAGGACCGUUCUUCGAAGUCGAUGAACCGGUUGAUGGCGAUAUCAUAAGCGGAUGGCCCCUGUUUAGCAGGCGACAGGCCUAUUCGACAAUCGCAGGCUUCUGGAACAGUCAACCCAGAACAAAGGGGUCGAAUUACCCCUGGCUUUAUCAAUAUGGAUGGGAAAGUUUUACUGCCGGUAUACCACAUUCGAGUGGACUUAUUGUUGAGGCGAACGGCGAGUUUUUGAACGCAUCGGUCAAUCCAGACCACAUCUCAGACUUUGUGUCGAGUCUGGAUGUGAAGGCCGGAAUUGCUAGUUGGCGAUACAACUGGAGGCCAGGGGGCUCUGGAGACGUACUCAUUGACGUGGACUACCAGUUGUUUAUCCACAAGCUUUACGUCAACAAAGCUGCAACCAGGCUACGACUUACGGCAACCCGUGAUGUAAAUGUUACGGUGUACGACGUCCUCGAUGGAGACUGUGCAGUUCGUUCAGAAUUCGUCGACAAAAAGUAUGAGGAGGACACGCCAACCAUCUGGUCUGCCGUUAGUCCGGGCAAUAUCACUAAUGUUACGGCAUAUGUCUACUCAACUCUGUCAAGUAACGACUGGGUCGACCUCGCCGCCCGCAGCCAAGUAGGAGACGGAAUAUUCAGCAGCGGCAACGGCUCAACCAUUGCGCAGUCUGUCCCUGUUGAACUGGUCGCAUUCCGCCCUACUGAGAUCACGAAAUUUAUCGGAAUCGCAUCAACUGAUUCCUUCCCAGAUCCCCAGAAGGUAGCACGAGAUGCUUCCCUAUCUGGUGCUGAGGAGGGUUACUCUAAGCUUAUACGUUCCCACAUUAAAGAGUGGGCCUCUAUCCUAACGCCAGACUCGGUUGACGAUUAUCGCUUACCGAAUGGCUCCCUUCCGAACGAUCCCGAAGUGAAGGAACUGCAUAUCCUGGCCCGUACGAACCCGUUCUAUCUCUUAUCGAACAUGGUCGGGCCAAAUGCUGUAGCCGCAGCCGGUAACAACACGAAGCUGGAUAUCUACAGCAUACCAGUCUGUGGGCUUGGCUCUGAUUGUUACGGUGGCUUGAUUUUCUGGGAUGCCGAUGUGUGGAUCAGUCCCGGAAUCCAAGUAUCACACCCACAGCAUGCUCAGAACGUCAUCAAAUAUCGCGUAGAGCACUUUGAGCAAGCGAAGCGGAAUGUUGGAACAGCUUUUACCUCAAGCAAGAAUCAGACGGGUCGGUUCACUCCUGGCGGAGCUGUCUAUCCUUGGACCAGUGGACGUUUCGGCAAUUGCACAGGGACUGGGGCUUGCUUUGAUUACGAAUACCAUCUUAACGGGGAUAUGAGCUUGGCUUUCAACAAUCACCUCAUCAUCACAGGUGAUGGACAAUAUUUUAACGACACCUUACUACCUAUAUCAAAUGCGGUUGCGCACUUCUUCGGGCAGCUGCUCGACUUCAACGAGACUUCUGGUGCCUAUGAGAUAUGGAACGCCACUGACCCCGAUGAGUACGCGAAUCAAGUCAACAACAAUGGAUUUACUACUGCACUCAUUCAAAGGCAUUUUCUCGAGACUAACGAGUUUAAUGCCUGGUUUGGACGCAAACCUAACGCUAGCUGGGCAGAGAAGGCCUCAAAGAUGAGGCUUCCAGUGAAUGAGGAUGCGGGGAUCAUCGUGGAAUAUAAUGGUAUGAACGGAUCGGUCACCGUCAAGCAAGCAGACGUGGUUCUGGUUGAUGACUUGUUGCAUUACCCAAAUCCCUACAGCUUGGCAAACCUGGACUACUAUGCGGCGAAACAAUCACUUGAUGGUCCUGCGAUGACGUACUCAUCGUUUGCUGUUGUGGCAAACGAGGUGUCUCCUUCUGGAUGCUCGAGUUUUACAUACGACGUCUACUCCUCUUCGCCUUACGUCCGUGCACCCUGGUAUCAGUAUUCAGAACAACUUCUGGAUAACGUCGAAGAAAACGGUGGAACACAUCCCGCAUUCCCAUUUUUGACGGGCAUGGGAGGAACCAACCGUGUUGCCAUCUUCGGAUACUUGGGCCUGGGAUUGUAUUACGAUAAACUGGAUAUCGAUCCCUCCCUACCUCCGCAAAUAGAGCACCUCAACUACCGUAUAUUCUACUGGAUGGGUCAUGGUAUUAAUGCCACAUCCAACUCUACUCACACAACAUUAGCACGACUGCCUAGGGGGAAAUAUACCCUACCUUCAGCAAACGCUACUUAUUUCGAAAAGCCAAUUCCAGUUACUAUUGGUACCCGCAGCAGUCGAGAUAACGUGACAUACGAGCUUGGCGACGAACCACUCGUAGUCCGUAACCGUCCAAUGGGCGAGAUACUUACAGUUGGUGGAAACAUCCUUCAAUGCAAGAAUUUGCUACCCCCACCUCAAGGGAACAAGCCAGGGCAGUUCCCUAUCGCCGCCAUCGACGGAGCUGCAAGCACGAAGUGGCAACCUGAAUUUGCAAAUAUCACAAGCUACCUUACUGUCGAUCUCGGCACCUCAUCCUUCUAUCCUAUCAACAAGAUUGUCAUGGACUGGGGCAACCAGCCUCCCUCGCAUUUCGAAAUUUAUUUCUCUAACUCUACGCUUCCGCCAUUUUCCGACACUCGACUUAAAGAUGACGUGAAGAAGGUCACGACUGGCAAGAUAGAGCUGAGUGCACCAUGGGAUCCGGUGACAGCAUAUGAGAUUAAGACCUAUAUCGGUAAUCAAACAAAUGUUACGCUUCAAGAGAGUAUCUGGAGCGGAAGGUAUGCUCACCUUGCGGUGCUGGGCAAUCAGUUUUCUGAAGAUGCUAUGGAUGGAGGUACAGUUGCUGAAUGGAGCCUUGUCAGGGAGGAGUAUUGA
Molecule: messenger RNA, 3042 nt
Organism: Pyrenophora tritici-repentis Pt-1C-BFP
Lineage: Eukaryota; Fungi; Ascomycota; Dothideomycetes; Pleosporales; Pleosporaceae
Product: Glyco-hydro-65m multi-domain protein
Biological process (GO): trehalose catabolic process
Cellular component (GO): fungal-type cell wall
Molecular function (GO): alpha,alpha-trehalase activity; carbohydrate binding
Source: RefSeq, a predicted model, not a curated record